AGAGGAGAUGUUGUCAGACGGUCCGUCUCUGAGCAGAGGUGUGAAGCGGAUCUCCAGAGACUCUCCGCCGUACUGCGCUCCUCUCUCCCCGAAGCUCCUGCACACAGACACACACCCAUCAGAAGCGGAGACUCUUCCUCCAGAGCAGAAUGGAUUACUGAAGGAGCAGCGCUUCAUGGACUCCGCCUCUAAUUCCAUGACGCCCCGCCCACAGACCUUGAGAAGCACCUCAGAGUACCAAUCACCACCCAGCAGCCCGUAUUACCACGGCAACGGCCCGCCUCUACGCAGACAGGCCUCCAACCCCGUCACACAGACACACAGACGAGUGGAGGCCGCCAGCUCCACCACGGGUCCUGAGACACCGGCCGACCUUCCCAGAAUCCCCGGCAGGAGCCCGUCUUCCUGGUCCAUAGAGGAAGUGAUGCAGUUUGUGCGGGACGCAGACCCAACAGCGCUGGCUCCACACGCAGAGCUCUUCAGAAAACACGAGAUCGACGGGAAAGCUCUGAUGUUACUGAGGAGCGACAUGGUGAUGAAGUACAUGGGUCUGAAGCUGGGACCGGCGCUCAAACUCUGCCACCACAUCGAGAGACUCAAGCAGAGCAAGCAGUGAAGCAGCACACGGACAGAACACACUGAUGGGAAACAUUAACACACACACCUGCAGCCAGAGCACACUGUGAGGAACUGAACAUUAGUGCCGUUCUCUGGGAACGACCGGUGCGUUGGGGAUGCCAUCUCGUCUCCCCAAAGACUCAGACGCUUCACGGGCCGAUCAGCUCACCGAUAGUGCUGGUGUUUGAGUCUGGCGUUGGCUAUUUAUCGCUCUACCUCCCUGUGACGUCAUACAGCUGUUUCUGGAAUCACUUACAGCCACAUGAAAACGUUUCAUUUGUGUAUUUUAGUUCCAACAAAACACGUCAUGUUUCGUAACCCUAAAGGAAAAGUUCGGCCAGUCGUCAUUAUUUACAGUCCAAACCCGUGCUACUUUGUUUUUUUCCGUCGAACACAAAAAGAGACGUUUUGUAGAAUGUUCACGCUGCUCGUUUUCAUGCAGUUCUGCUACAUGGGCGGAAUCAUUUUUGACCAGACAGAUGCUUUAAACGUUUUGUUUCUUUUCGUUUGGUUGGAGAUUUAAGUGUGUUCAGAGGUAAAAAAUUACUUUAAUGUAUGGAAGAUUACGUCAAAAUAAUAUUAAUAGCAUAGUUUGGAACAAAUAGAUUUAAGUAAAUCGCAUCAGAACGAUAAAAAAAAAUGUAGGCCUAAAAAUGACAUUUAUGUUUUUGAAUUGUACAUCGAAUUUCCAUCGUUCUGGAUUACACAGUUUUAAUUUUAAUAUAAUAAUAAACUUAAUGCAAUUUAUAUUUGUCAAGUCAUGCAUGAAUUAAAAAAACGGGACAGAUUUUUGCCGUCAAAAUCAUGCCAUGGUUAUAUUUGAAUAUUUGAAUAUUUUCAAAAUCCAUUUAUUCAAACCGCUUAGAAUCAGCGUAAACUGAUAAUUGUGAAAACAGUUACAUUUAUUCAGUUUAAAAGUAUAAACAAAGUUAAAUGUGACGAGUGGAACAAGCAAUACUUGAUUAGUUAAAAUGUAUGAGAUCAAAAUUAUAUACAUAUAUAUGUGACCCUGGAGCACAAAAUACAUUUUUCCAUUUUUUUUCUGGAAUUUGAGGGUGCAAAAAAAUCUAAAUAUUGAGAAAAUCAUCUUUAAAGUUGUCAAAAGAAGUUCUUAGCAAUGCAUAUUACCAAUCAAAAAUUAAGUUUUGAUAUAUUUACAGUAGGAAAUAUACAAAAUAUCUUCAUGGAACAUGAUCUUUACUUAAUACACUAAUGAUUUUUGGUAUAAAAGAAAAAUCUAUGAUUUUGACCCAUACAAUGUUUUUUUGACUAUUGCUAUAAAUAUACCCCAGCGACUUAAGACUGUGCUCCAGGGUCACAUUAGUUAUUAAUUAGUGCUAUUAAAUCAAUCUGACCCAUUUUAUUUAUGUACUGUAUGACUGACACAUAUGCAUCACAUUGUUUAUUAAUGUUAAAACUGUGAAAUCUAAUCUUUUACAUGCAAUUUAAAUACAUAAAUCUUACAUGUAGGCCUUUUUAGUCAUGAAAUACUGUGAGAGAAACGCGCUUCUGCUUUUAAAAAACCUCAAUAUCAAAAGUUUUAUCAUGUCGUGUAUCUACUCUAGUUUUCAGUACACUGUGUUUUUCCUAUAUCGCUAUGUAUUUUCUCUUUCGACUCGGAGUUUAGUCUGGAGUGUGUAUGUCCCAGAGCGUUGUUUUGAGGAGAUAAUGCUUUCGAGAUAACGCUGUUUGAGUCGGCCUCGGGUUUGUUACAGAAACUCGUCGAGCUCUUAUCUGGGGAAUGUUUGAAUUGACUUGUGUUACGAAGUCACUGAACAGUAUUCAAGAGACCGAAACGCAGCAUUCGAUGAGGAAAUGAACGAGAGAAUGGGAAAGUCGUCAAAACUGGUUCAUUUCAACGAAGCGUCGCUGUAGACGGUUCAUUAGAAAUAUCACUAAAGUAGUAGGAAUGUGACGUGAGUAACUCCGGCUUUAUCUCGAAGUUUCUGUUGAUAUUUGAUCAUUUUCAUUGAUAGAUCAGACGUCAGUGGCGUAUUAUGUAUGGGUUUAACCAUAAAACUCAGCAACAGGAAUGUACAAUUUUGUAGAGAAGAAAUAUUUUAAGCUAAACACGUUGUGUAUGGAGGUGGGAAUACGUUACGUUAGGUCACGAGGGGCUGUUUAUCUCGGAUUCGUUGUUUAAUAUACCUUGUACUGCCUUCCAGCGCUUUUUAACGGGAGGAUACGUCCAUUUUAAAUAGCUAUGUUCAAAUUGCCUUGCUUUACUUUGAGACUUCUCAGGUUUUUUCCCCAUCUUUUGUAGCGUAGCAUUUCAAGUUAGACGUGAAUGUGAUCGUUUAGACUCCUUUUUGUAAAAAAAAUAAUAAACAAAACAAAAAAAUCACAUGUAUUCGUAAUGUUGUGCCAUAUAGAUUCAUCGAUGAUUGAAUAUCAACACCUGUUAUGAAAAAAAACACCCACACGUGCUUGGAUCUUGAUACCAGAGACGUUUUUAAUCAUGAACUUUUUAAAGCUAAUGCAAUUCGUCACGUACACAUUUUCAACGAUACAAAUAAUAAAUAAAUAAUUUAAAACAUCA
Molecule: messenger RNA, 3157 nt
Organism: Carassius gibelio (silver crucian carp)
Lineage: Eukaryota; Metazoa; Chordata; Actinopteri; Cypriniformes; Cyprinidae
Product: sex comb on midleg-like protein 4
Exons: 4
Coding region: 8-616 (202 amino acids)
Molecular function (GO): protein binding
Source: RefSeq, a predicted model, not a curated record